Prunus armeniaca (apricot) is the source of this 2388-nucleotide messenger RNA. NCBI's taxonomy places the organism in Eukaryota, Viridiplantae, Streptophyta, Magnoliopsida, Rosales, Rosaceae. The record is from the annotation of a GenBank genome assembly.
AUGGAAGAGAUGAGUGAAGCCUUGAAAGGAGUUGAUGCUAGUGAACUCUCUCAAGGGGUGCUCGACCUUGGCUAUGGAGGAGGAGAGCUUGAUGGUGCUCCUUCUGAUCUUUGGGGUGAAGUGGUUUUAACUGCUUGUUUUGUGUUGAACAUGGUGCCACAUAAGAAACCCAAAAUUACACCUGUUGAGGUGUGGAAGGGCUAUAAGCCGAACUUGGGAUAUUUUAAAGUAUGGGGUUGUUUUGCCUUUGUAAGUCAUACCAGAGUUUUUCCUGACGCUGGUGACGAUGUUGUCUAUUAUAGAGAAUAUGGGAAGCAAUUAGGGAUUCCCGUGAGGAAGAGAACAUCACAAAAGGGAGAUGAGGGAGAAUUGAAAUAUGUGACUAUUUCAUGUGGUCAAGAAGGAAAAUAUAAAAGUAAAUCAGGUAAUGUCCUAAAGCCACAUCCAAGUAUAAAAACUGGUUGCAAAGCUAGAGUAAGAGCAGGUAUACUUUUAGAUGGAAGGUGGCAGAUCAACUCUAUCAAGCUUGAUCAUAACCAUGAUAUGAGUCCAACCAAGGCUCGUUAUUUUCAAUGUCAUCGGACAAUAAGUUCAUAUGUGAAAAGGAGGAUUGAGUUAAAUGAUAAAGCUGGAGUAAGGUUAAACAAGAGCUAUAAUCCAUUAGUGGUUGAAGCUGGGGGCCAUGAGAAUAUCUCCUUUUUGGAAAAGGAUUGCAGAAAUUAUAUUGAAAAUUUGAGACGAUUACGGCUUGGGGAAGGCGAUGCUACUGCGAUCCAAACUUAUUUUUUGAAUAUGCAAGCUCGAAAUUCAAAUUUCUUCUAUGCAAUUGAUUUAGAUCAAGAUGGUCGGUUAAGAAAUGUAUUUUGGGUAGAUGCAAGAAGUAGGGCGGUAUAUGAGGAAUUUGGAGAUGUUGUUACAUUUGAUACAACCUACUUGACGAAUAAGUAUGACAUGCCAUUUGCUCCAUUUGUGGGGGUAAAUCAUCAUAGACAAUCAAUUUUACUUGGAUGUGGGCCGAUUUCAAGUGAAGAUACUGAUGCUUUUAUAUGGUUGUUUAAGUCUGGGCUUGCAUGUAUGCAUGAGCACGCUCCUAGGGGAAUAAUUACUGAUCAAGAUAAAGCCAUGAAAAAUGCCAUUGAGAUUAUUUUUCCUAAUACUAGACAUUGUUGGUGCUUGUGGCACAUAAUGAACAAGUUUCCUAGUAAGUUGAACCAUUACAAGCAAUAUGAAGCUAUUAUGUAUGCCUUGCAAAGUAUUGUGUAUGGCUCAUUGGAGAAGGUUGAGUUUGAAGAAGGUUGGGAUGAAAUAAUUGAGAAAUAUGAUUUACAAGACAAUGAAUGGUUGGUUGGACUAUAUAAUGAGAGACAACAUUGGGUACCAUGUUUUGUGAAAGAUAGUUUUUGGGCAAGAAUGUCUACCACACAACGAAAUGAAAGUGUGAAUGCAUUUUUUGAUGACCAUGUAAAUUCUAAGACUACUUUAAAGCAGUUUGUGGAGCAAUAUGAAAAUGCAUUGAAAGUUAAGGUGCAAAUGGAGAAGCAAGAAGAUUUUAAGUCUUCAUCCAUUGGUUUUGAUUGUGGAACUCAUUAUAACAUGGAGAAACAAGCUCAAGAGGUUUACACUAUUUCCAAAUAUAAAGAAUUCCAUGAUGAAUUAAUAGGAAAAAUGUAUUGCGACUAUCUUUCACAUAAAGUGAAUGGUGCAAAUUUUGAGUACCAAAUAUCUGAGGAUUUCAUGAUGGAAGGGAAAAAGGAGAGGCUUUAUUUCAAGGUUUGGCUUAAUGAAGAUGACAAUGAAGUCCGGUGCAAUUGUCGCAUGUUUGAGUUUAGAGGCAUAUUAUGCCGUCAUACAAUAUAUGUUUUUAUUCGCCAUAACAUUGACUUGAUUCUAGAAAAAUAUAUAAUGCGAAGAUGGAGGAAGGAUGUGAAAAGAUGUCAUACAAGGAUUGAAAUCAAUUCUGAAAGCUGUAGUCUCACACCUGAAGCACAAGGAUGUCAUAAGAUGCAAAAGGCUUUUGAUGAGAUUAAGGAAUUGGCAAAUGAUUAUGACAAUAAGUGCAUGAUUGUGAUGACUUGGAUGGAUAAUGUAAAGGAGGAACUCUCCAAACAUAAUGUUUUUUAUGGUAGUGAUCAACCAAAUCCUCAGUCACCUAUUGGUAGGAACAUUGAGAAUGAUGUUAGUUCAAUUCCGAAUCCAAGUCAAUGUAUUCUUACUCCCUUAGCAGCUAGAAAGAAAGGCCGUCCACCAUUUAAAAGGAGGAAAUCUCAGUCGGAGCAAGCAGAUUUGCAGCUAACAGAAUUUGAUGAUACUGGCCAUAUUGUUGGUUCAUCUACUUCUAAAGGUGAUGGUGUAGUUGGAACACAAGAGAGCAUUACUAUGCAGGUAUGA